UUAAUUGACGAAAGUAUUUAGUUGAUUAGAAUUAAAAACAUUGAAAUUCAAUAAAGAAACAUCAAAAAACCGUGAAAACAUUUUCAAAGCAGUGUAAAACUUCGGAUUAAUAAAAUCAAAAUAACUAACAAUAAUUCAUAGAACAUCUGCAAUGAUGUCUGACAUAAGUAAAUCAAAAUAUAGGGGAAAAUGUGAAACGCUUAUUUACAUUUAGAUUAGAAUAUAACCCACGUCUACAUUAUCUAUACGCAUUCCACUGGCGGAAUUCGACGGUAGGCAACCACAAAUUAUUUUCGCAUAUUAUGUAAUCAGAGAAAUAAUGCAAAAACAUCAGAAAACGAUGUAAAAAAAAAGACAACAAAAAACUUCCCCACACCGAUGGACAGUUCACUAACGCAAAUACAAAGAGAUGAACAAGCAAUCGAAAUAAACAAAAAGAAACAAGUUCAACUGCAUAUAAAGCGUCGACAAGAACUAACCCGCCAGAGGCAUUCUAAGCGAAAUGAAUUGAUUCGCUGCACAGAAAGUGUUCGCAAUACAUUUUCGACCAAAUUGAGCAAAGUUAGUUCCAUAAAAAAAACUAAGACCUGCACGAAUGCAAGUGCAAAAACUAGGACACCUUCAACAGUAUCAGCCGCAGUUGAAGUUGGCGAUAGCGAUGUUCAGUGCAUGAGGGACGACAGCGUAGACGUAAUGGGCGGUGGCUUCACUUCCGCAAUAGCAAUCGUACAUUUGCAGCAACAACAAAACGUUGUUAAAAACGAAAUAGACGUCAUUGCAGUGCCAACAGUAGGCGAAAACAACAAACCAAUUUCCGUGGACAGAAAAAUAAAAAUAUCAGCGCAAAUGCAGGAAAAAUUGUUGGACAAUAUACAAACGGAAAAUGACGACCAAAAAAGUAAAAAUACCUUCAAUAUAAACAACACAAAGAAGGAAAACAAACCAUCUACAGCAACAGUUAGAACCAUAAACACCCGUCCAAGUUCGUCAGGGAAAAAUAAGGGUUCCAAAGAAUCAUGUGGCAGAUUUGCCGAGAAGUUGAGACGUUCAUUCCGACGCGGCGAACAUAAAUCACUUGAGAUCAAACCACCUGAACAUAGAUUGGAGAAUCUCGGCGGUACAAAUCAUAGAGAGAAGCAGUACUCUCCAGACGAAAAAAACAGCAGCUGCAAUAGCCUUAUUGACAGUGGUGGUGGACACAGUUUCAACUUAAAACCCUUCGGCAUUAGAUCAUUGACUCCACUACAACGCAAUUCGCAUUCUAUAUUUUCUCUAAGUCAUCUGCCUAGCCUGGGGGUCGGUGGAAGUGCAGACUCGGGCGGCGGUAGUAAAUGCAGUGUAUACAGUACGGCUGGUGGAGGACAUAUCAAUCCGGCGCUACUUUUGGACAGUCCUGACGCAGACACACCACCUGAGUAUGCAUAUCAUCACUUAAGUAGUGUCGCAACGACAAACUCGAGUACCUCUUUGGAAAGUAACUUUGGCGAGAUCGGCGAACGCACUUCGUCUUUAACCAGCAUCAGCUAUUGGGCGUGGCAUCAAUCGAACUCCUCUAUGGGUGGCGAGGUAAGCACUAAUAGCAACAAUGGUGUGUCAGAGGCAAGCAAUUCCGGACGAACGGUGGGCGACAUUGGUUUAACAGCGAAACAGCAUAAACAAAAGCAAAAACUAAAAUCACAAAGCAGUAGUAAAAGUGAUAUUCAACAGCAACAAGCAAGUCGUAGUUGCAGCAUUACCAGCGAGAGCAGUUCAACGAAACUCACACGUCUUCAAAAUCUUCUUUUUAAGUCAAGUAAUGAAAGCACAAAAAGCAUUCAUGCGCACUCCAAUGAGGGAUUCACAGCUUCGUCUCAUAAUUCUUCUUCAGGUGAAUGGGAGAAUUUGGGGUUUUCAACAACUAGCGGUAGUUGUAGUCACGUAGCCGCCGAUUUUUAUGUCGGUAGUUUUCCAGAAGAAUCCGAUGAUAUUGAUAGCGCGUUUACUCUAGCCCAACCAGCAGAUAGUAAUACAGUUGCCACGUCAAAGCCAAUACUAAAACGUGCUGACUCAAAUGAAACAGCCGGAUCGUAUUAUCAAUAUACGUUAACCUCACCGAAUAAUCCUUUUUUACCCGAAAUUAUCGCCCGCACCUACCAUAGCGUCUAUGAUGAGGAGAAUGAGCCGCUCGAGAAUAACAUGACGAAUGUUAAGUAUGGUCAGGGAGAAGACCCGAGUGGGUUAGAAUUGGAUGGCAGUGGCUCGCAUUCGGCUCAACUACCAACCCCGGUAUAUAGUCGAGCGGCCUCGCAAGAGUCUACACAUAGUGAUAGCGCUAUCUCAGCAACAGCUACAGUGAAAAGCAGUGCUAAUGUAGAACUACCUUCCAGUCCUAUUAACAGUUCAUCAUCAACUCCGGGGCGACAGCGUCGUAAACUGUUCAUUUUGAAUUCGCCUACACGACACUUGCUACAUCAACAGCCAUCUCACAAACCACAACCACAAGUUACUACUCCAGAUACCUCUCUCCGUAAAUCUACACCAUGUACUUCCGCUUCCGAUAGCAAUGUUAUAAAGAGCCUUAAUCCCUUUCUUCCAUUUACGAGUACUGUUGAAGGUAUCAACAACAACAACACUGGCACAACGACCACAUCAACGACGACUAAAACACCAGCCGCGGCAAUAUACAGCGCAACGAAGCGUGUGCCGCUAAAGCAAUCAGCCAUAACAUCUCCAAUCGCAAUGCCGCAGGAUUUAAAUACAAAACGCGAGGAAUUCUUGCGUGCUACCAUGAAGAUUUGCUUAGUAGUCUCUCCGCCAAAUAGUAAAUUACAGUUGAAAUCUAAAAGCUUAACACACUUGGACGGACUCGACCCAAUGGUAGCAGGUCAUCGUGGUGUUCCCGUUAGCAUAACACCGAAUAUGAGCCGGAGCGAAGUUUGCACAAAUACGGCCUCUUCAACAAUUCAAACUUCUCAACAGCUUUAUCCAGAUCAAUAUCCAUCUGUGUUGAACUCUUCUUCAACAAUAGCGAAUAUAACCAGCGAAGAGACAUCAGCUCCAACAGGCAUCAGGUCUGUGACGAGUUAUAAGAAAAAAUCUCCAUUUGUACAGCGUAAAAAACCACUGCUAACACGCAGUGAGGUCACGAGUUCGGAAUACUUUUCUGUGAGUUUUUGUACCGAUCAAGGUGGUGUAGAGGAAGAGUUCAUACCAGCGACCAAAGGCGUAACUUUGCAUUCCGCGCUAUGUCAAGCGUUGAAAAGACGAAAUUUAACAUUUUCACAAAUCGCCAUUACUGAUAAUAAUCCUCCCAGUAGCUUUUUAGAAACAGGGUACUCUCUAUUAGCAAGUUCUUUGGAUGAAAAUACUGAUGUAGAAAAUUUAGCUGGACAUCAUUUGACUGUAACUGAAAGCGAUGGUAGUCGAAAAACUUUGCAAAAAGCCGCAUCAUUUGGUUCCCGCACACGUCCACCGCGAUUGCUCUCUUCCGCCUCUACGGAAGAGACCAGCGAAGCCGCUGUUCCAGGAAAACAACUCAAACAACGCUGGUCCGGUUUGUUCGGUAUUAAAAAUCCACAGCAAAGUCAAUUAUGUGAACUGCUGAAUAGUUACGCAAAGAAUGGUGUACCACAAAAGAGAGCAUCAGUAAAUUUCGAUCAUCCGGAUUUUGAUGCGGCCUUAGCGUAUUUGGACAAUAUGCACAAGUCGUGGAAGGAUAUUGUGGAUAGCACAGCUAUGAAUGACAGCGAAAUGAGAAUACAAACUGCAAUUUGGGAGUUAGUUACCACCGAAGUAUACUACAUCCACGCACUCCAAACAGUAACAGAUCUCUUUUUGGCAUGUUUAGAAGCUGUGCAGUUGGAGCGACUGCUUACCGAUGUAGAUCAACAUCGACUAUUUUCGAAUGUACGGGAUAUAUGCGAAGCCAAUCUUAAAUUCUGGACUCUUUAUCUCUACCCCAUGGUGGCGCACAGUGUCGCUACUGGUGAACCUCUACGUGUGGCGUUCUUCCAUCAGGGUUUUGUUGCUUUCGCCUCAAUAUUCGCACCAUACAAAAAGUAUUGUGCAGAACAGAGUACUUGUCAGUUCUAUUGCAAGGAACUUAACCACAACAAUCCACUUUUUACAUCUUAUUUGGCCUGGUGUGAGUCGCAAAAGCUGUGUAACCGGCUCCGAUUGGCCGACAUUUUAGUACGGCCGAUGCAGCGAUUGACCAAGUAUAGUCUGCUUUUGACAGCGAUCAAGAAGCACAUGUUGGAUAUGGAGCAGAUCGAGUCAGUCGAUUCAAUGAUCCAUUCAGUGGAGAACUUCGUGUUUAGUGUGAAUAACCACUUGACAACGCGUCAGGAAAAUGAACGUUUGAAAGGUGUUAUGGCGCGCAUUGAGUCCUAUGAUGUAGUGGACACCAACAACGAGCAACUAGACAAAAUGAUAAAGCAAUAUAGUAAAAUGUUUGACUUGUGCGCUCCAAUGAAAGGAUGUCCAGCUCACCAAGUGCGCCAUCUCUUCAUGGAGGGCGACCAUAAAUUCAAAGACAACCUUGGCAAGACCGACGUUCAUUGUUUUUUGCUGACGGAUAUGCUGCUUGUCUGCAAAGCGAUCGCGAAACGUGGUCUCGGUUCGCUGAAAGUGAUUCGUCAACCAUACUUAACCGAUAGACUUGUUGUACAACAAAGCAAUAAUAUUUUAAAUUGUAUCUACCUCAAUGAAUUUCAAGUGGUCGUUACUGCAUUCACUCUACAAUGUUCGGAGGCAAAAAAUUGGUAUGAGUCAAUAAAGCGCGCUAAAAUGAUUUACACAAGACUGAAACAAGGUACCGGCAAUUGGGACAACUUCCGUUUGGCUGCAGGGAGUGGAGUAAGUGGCAGCGCAGUGGAUGUACUUGGCAUAAAAAAAUCGCCAAUGAAUUCGUCAUUAUGCAGUCAUGUUUCCAGCGCAAAUAAUAGUCACAGCGGCUCUGUCGAGUGGAAUGAUUCGCGUAAUAUAUCGGUGGAAUUUGAAAAGACCAAUUCAUUAUCCAGUGAGGAUGGUUCUAUGAGCAAGAAUUUGCAAUCCGGUCCACUCAAACUCAAAGUUAACACUGCAACGGCGAACACACUUUCAGUACAGCCACUUAAUCACUUGGGACAAAGUCUGCCGAACCUAAACCUGAACCAAAGCCAUACUACCCUCGACAGUAACCUAUAUUAUACUUAUAGUAAUAACACACUACUGGUACCUGGCACAACAACAAGCCAUUCCGGAAAUUUGUUGCUUUCGCCUAGUCAUAGAGGAAUUUCUUAUCCACCACCUAGUCCAACAAGAGUUCCACUUCGUCGCGGCAUGGCCUUUUCUACCUCCACCAAAAAUCCGCCACUAGUCAAAACUCGCAAUAUUACUUCGCAGAAUAGCAUUAACUGGUCACAACCGCAAUCUGUAGCGCCAAACUUACAGCAGCGACACAAAGUACCAAUUAAUAGCACCGUAGCGAGCAACGCAUCGAACGCCAUGCUAUCAACACCUCUUGGUGGGGCACAGCUUACUCAAAAUAAAAGUCACGGAACUAACGAAAGCACAACCAGUGCAAGACCUGAAACCAUGGCAAUUCAACUGUCCAAUGAUUUGACAGAUGGUACUUGCCAACAGCAGCAGCAUCCUCAACAAAUGCCUACCUGCAACGAAACCGAUGUUUGAUUCGUUUGCAAGCAAAUGAAAUAAUUGAAAUAGACUCUUCCUGGCUUUAUUUCAAGCACGUAGAGGCACACACUCAUAGUAUAUGUAUGUACAUAUGUACAUAUACACUUAUAAAGGAACAUUAGUGGCAUUAAUUGCGUUAUCGCAAAUACAAACUACCAUAGUCAGUGGAUUCAUGUAUGUAGUAUUUUAUAGAUUAUAAAGCGUGCGGAAGGAUCAUAGGGCUUACAUGCGUACAAAACAAAAACUAAAUAAAAUAAACGAUCACUUGCUUGUUAACGAAACCUUUGUAUACAAAAAGAUACUGUAGAAAACAUGUUUAUUACAUUACUUUUGACAAAAAGCUGCAAAAUUUUAACAAAAAAUAUGAAGGCAAAUAGGGAUUAGUAAAAUACUAGGGAAUAGUUAUUAGUACAUACAUAUGUAGAGGAUAUCAAUUUGUAUUCAAAUCAAAUAUAAUAUAUACCAAUAAUAAUUUACAAGUAAUGUAGCAAUAGUUUGCAUAAAAUCAGAACAAAUAAAUAUAUAAAUAUAUAAAAAUCAAAGCAAAAAUAUUUAAAAAAAAAAGUAAAUAAGAAAUAUCAACCAUAUUUUACCAAUACAAAGUAUGCAACGAUUUUUUAUAUUUUAAAUUUAAAAAUAUGUAAGUUCAUAAGAUUUCCUUAAAUCAGUAGGAGGAAAUGAAUAGUGAAGUAAGCACCACCAUAUGUCAACAAAUGUACAAGUGUACAUACAUACAUACAUAUAUGUCUCCACAAAAAUGUGGAUAUUUAGUAUUGGUUGUAGUGCUGUUAAUAAGUUAGUUAAGUUAUUGUAUAAAUGCAACCAUAUAUAGAAAUGGUGUAAAAAGCCUGAAUAACGAACUUGUACUUAUAGAAAGUCUCCUUUCACUUGUGUCCUUCCACAAGCCUACAGCUGUGAACAUAGUACUAUAUUCAGUGUAUUUUAUAUAUAUCUUUUACAAUCAGUAAUACUUUAUGAUGUUUAAAUAGGCGAGCAAUUUUAUUGUAAAUAAAUUUGUAGUUUAAGUAAUGAAAAUGUUGGUAUUCUAGAUCCGAGUAGCCAUUAGAGUUUGUAUUAUAUUGCAAGAAAAUUAUUCAAAUUGCUAGCAUUCAUAUAACUAGUAUAAAAUAUACAACAAAUAAAUGUUAUACCCAAACUGUAUUAGAAAGUAAAAAAUAAAACUGAUUAAAACGUAUAUUUUAUGUAAAACCUAGUAUUUACUUAUGUAUAAAAGAACAGCAUUGGCCAAGGCAACAAUUUUAUACCAUAUAUGUAUACAUAAUAAUAAGUUGUAGCUUUGGCCAAUGACAUAUUGGCAACAAUACGAUAAAAAAAAAUAUUUAUGCACACUACUGUAUAUACAUAUGUUAUUAAAAACUGUGAUUCCAUAAUCAUUGAAUCAUUGACAUUAAUCACAAGCAAUUAUUGUUUUUCCUUCCAUUAUGUAAGUAUAUAAUAUUGUAAUGUUGCAACGGUAGUUAUUUGUUCGUUAGCCGUUCAUAAAUCUGGUCAAAACGGAUUUGAAUUAACAAAGCUAUUGCUGAAAUCGAAAACGCUUUUCCAAUAUACAAGUAUAACAAUUAUUGUAUUAGCUUAGCAUGUCAGAGUUAAAAGUUGAGAUGUUGCGUUAAAAGGAACCGUCUUCUUUAUGUUUAGGAUUCCAAACAAAACUAAUUUAAAACUCUAGUAAUUGUAUGUUUCCUAUGAGCAUUUCAGACCUGUAUGAUGCAGUCAUAAAAUUUUGAGCUGUCUCUACUAAAUUAAUUUUAAUUUUUCCGUUUAAAAUUCUAUAAAAAUACAGCUUUAUAAAUAUUGUUGGUAAUAGGAAAGCUUAAGCAGCUUGCUAAUUUGUCUUGUAGAAUAUACUAUUUCCUACUUACAAAUGUGAAUAAUUUUAAUUAUUUAGUAAUUGGUCACAAAUAUAAUAUCAUAUUCUAAAGUAUUU
Messenger RNA from Bactrocera tryoni, 7600 nucleotides. RefSeq lists its product as uncharacterized. The record is from RefSeq and is a predicted model, not a curated record. Gene Ontology annotation, biological process: endothelial cell migration; Rho protein signal transduction. Gene Ontology annotation, molecular function: guanyl-nucleotide exchange factor activity. The transcript is spliced from 13 exons. Bases 379 to 5652 code for a protein of 1757 amino acids. NCBI's taxonomy places the organism in Eukaryota, Metazoa, Arthropoda, Insecta, Diptera, Tephritidae. Gene Ontology annotation, cellular component: plasma membrane; axon; endocytic vesicle.